GAGACAUACAUUUAUCACGCCUGGUACGCUAUGAUAAUUAUUUUUUUCUCGAUGGAUUUUUAAGGAAUUGUUAUGCUGCUGCAUCUGAAUGAAAGACAUUCCAGUAAAACUACAUUCUGUUUCUAAUAUCUUAUUGAUCACUAUUUUAAUGUAAACUAUUGACAGUAUAAUUACUACCAUGUUAUAGACUUACACCCAUAGUCCAUUAGUUCUGUUAGAUAAUUAUAGAUUUUGCCUUGAUCAAGUUGUUUUGAUAACAAGCUUUAAAUCCUUUAGCAUAUUCCUGCAGUUUUGUUGGGCUUGAUUGAUAGAUUCUACAUGCUUUUACUUUAUGACGUUCUGUUCAAUGCCAUGAUCAACACAGACUUACCUUCUGCUUUAAUAUACUUUGAAUUUAGGAAGUUGACGAGUUAGAAAUUUACCAUGACGGUGACAACACAUGAUGCUGUAGUGAUCAGGUGUGAUGCCCCACCAACAGGAUCUCCACCAAGCUGUAGAUUAAGUCUACCACUGAUGAAGGAGCUUGGAGCAAACUUAGUGUCCUUUAUCCAGGUCACAGACCAAGUCCAACAGGUUAUCUGUCGAGUAAGGGUGGCCCAAAGUUUGCAUAGUAAUUAUCUCGAGUAUUCUCCAACUGUGUUUUGUCAGUGUCCAGAAACAAAAGAAAUAUCAAAUGAGAAGAAAGAGGUGAUGUCCCGAGUGAAAUGUAAGGAUUGCCUGUCCUCAGUGGAAAACCUGGAUAAUGAAAAUCCAUUAGCAUCAUCUGAUCAGAAUUGUGUCCAUUUAGACCUGUUAAAUACAACCAAAGCAGAUUCAGUAGAAGUUUGCAUUGUGACUAGUAUAGAACAUAUGAAAGAAAUGAAAAAUAAACCGAAAACCAAUUCUAAACAUAUAGAAACAAUAUGUAGUAAUCUUUUGCGUAAUUUUUGUGUUAAGAAAAAGUUUAUAGUAGAUUUUGAAAAUUCCUUCCAUUCAAAGCUAUACAAUAUAUCGCAUCUUAUAAUCAACCAAUGUGAAGGAGGGGAACGUAAGGGUUGUACUGAUGCCUUCGUUAUUGGUGCACAAACAAUAGUCCGUGUGAAUGGCAUACAGAGUACUGAACGAUUCACAAGUCAGUUUUCAUUUACCGCAAAUCCCUUGGGAGGCCUUGAUGAAAUUGCUCAGGAGCUUAUAGAAACAAUUACGAUUCCGAUAACUUUAACUAGGUGUUUGGGUAAUGUUGCACGGGGAUUAUUACUUCGAGGACCUCCUGGCAGUAGCAAAACUUCACUAGUCAAAUAUGUGGCAUGUCAGACUGACGCCCAUCUUGUCACCAUUAAUGGUCCAGAAGUAUUUGGGUCCCGUCCAGGUGAGACUGGGGAUAUUCUACAAAGGAUAUUUGCAAGAGCAGCAAUGUUUUCUGAUGGCAUGUUGAUGACUGUCUUAGAUAGCUUUCAUGAAACUGAUUCGCUGGUGGUAAUUGGAGCAACUAACAGGCCGUCAUCUCUGGACCCAGCCUUGCGGCGACCCGGGCGACUAGAUAAGGAGAUCAUGAUGAAUGUACCAUCCUAUCAACAACGACUCUCUAUCCUGAAGAUUCAUAUUGGCAAGCUUUCUGUGGAAUGUGACAUUGAUUUUGAAAAGCUGGCUCGUAUGACUAAUGGCUACGUUGGAGCAGACCUGGCAUCGCUGUGUCAUGAGGCAGUGUACAGUGAUAUGUCUGAGGUCAGACAUGGAGUAGACAGGGAGGAAAGAAGUUCCGUCCAAAUGAAACAUUUCCUGUAUGCUGCUAAGUCCAUAACUCCCUCCACCCAGAAAGGCCCCGAAGGACUGAUAGAUGCCCCACCUGUACUCUGGGAUGAUAUAGGGGGUCUAGAGGCCACCAAGAGUCAGAUCAGACAGGCGAUUGAGUGGCCAAUCCAGCACCCUGAAGCCUUCAGUAGAAUGGGUCUGCCCUGUCCCAAAGGGGUUCUGCUCUAUGGACCCCCUGGGUGCUGUAAAACAACCAUUGUAAGGGCUGCAGCGACAUCUUCAGGGGCCACAUUCCUGUCUCUCAGUGGGGCACAGCUGUACUCUCCUUAUGUAGGAGACUCGGAGAGGAAAGUCACUGAGAUUUUCCAAAGAGCACGGGCCGGUGCUCCAUCCAUCCUCUUCCUGGAUGAGAUUGACUCUAUAAUUGGAAAGAGGUCAGACUCAUCAAGUCAGCGUAGUGUCCAGGAGCGAGUUUUAUCCACUCUCCUUAAUGAGCUGGAUGGUAUUGGGGUCAGAAUGGAUGACCAAGUAGUAGGGACCAAAAUCCUGGAGGGAGAUGUGUGUCCAGAUAGCAGCAGUGAAGGUAGCCAGAAGGUGAAAUGUGUUGGGGAUGUCCCAGACAAGAGAAAUGUGGUAGUUGUGGCUGCCACCAACCGCCGUGACCUUCUAGAUGAAGCUCUGGUCAGGCCAGGCCGCAUGGAUAGGAUCCUUUAUGUACCCCCACCUGACACAAAGGCCCGGAGACAGAUCCUCCAUAUUUACACAAGGCGCAUGCCUAUAGAGAAUGUGGACCUAGACAGCAUUGCAAUGGUCACUGAGAACUACACUGGGGCUGACCUAGAAAGUCUUUGUAGGGAGGCAGCACUGAAAGCUUUAACAUCAGAUUUAUAUGCAGACGUGGUAAAAAUGGAGCACUUUGAAAGUGCAUUAAAACUUGUUAAACCUUCUCUCUCUGGCAACAUGGUCCAGGAAUCUCAACCUUCAGUGCCAUGGAGAUUCUGUCCUAAGGAACACUAAUAUCAUGGCGUGUGAGCUUCUUUUAUGUUAUGUGCAUUAUGUGACCUUCAAGCAAGGACAAGGAUAUCAAAGUUACAUUUGAAGUUAAACGGUGAGCAUGGUGACGGUUAGGAUGCCUAUAGAUGCUCAUUCAUGAUAUCAGAUGAAAGAGAAAUGGUGUAUCCUUUCUAACAAGCACUGCCAACAGGAAAUAUUCAAUAGUGUAACUUAAGUCAAUCACAGAUACGUACAUGUAUGUAUUGAUUGUUGCACAAAAUAUAAAAAACUUGAUUUACUUUGGACAAAGAGUGAUUAAUAUCUAUGGAAUUUUCUGUUAAAUAGUUUAUAUGUCCCUGAUUUGAAGCAUUUAUUGACUAGCUUAACAGUGAUAUACAUUUCAAGGCUUCUUGUGUUUAAGGCAUUUCAUUUGUAUUUGACUGGGUAUACCAUGUAAAGGCUCCAAAGACUGCCAUCCAUGUUUCUUUUCACUUUGCAGAAAAUGUUUUGAAAUUCAGUAAAUAUCAUUAAAAUAUUGUGUAUUGAUAUUAUUGUUUUGUCUGUUAACUCCUUAUUGUAAUGCUUUUAUAGUCUAUUUAUUGAUGAAAUGGUUAAUGAUUAUUAACAAAAUGCAACAGUUUUGCAAUAUUGUAUCUUUUUAGUUUUGUUAAAUUGAGAGGAUACUUUCACAGAAUAAAAUGCCUUUUGAAGGAAUGAUUUAUAGAU
Pecten maximus is the source of this 3450-nucleotide messenger RNA. RefSeq names its product spermatogenesis-associated protein 5-like protein 1. Gene Ontology annotation, molecular function: ATP hydrolysis activity; ATP binding. The record is from RefSeq and is a predicted model, not a curated record. Lineage: Eukaryota; Metazoa; Mollusca; Bivalvia; Pectinida; Pectinidae.